Aspergillus clavatus NRRL 1 is the source of this 3036-nucleotide messenger RNA. RefSeq names its product putative DNA excision repair protein (Rad26L). Bases 1 to 3036 code for a protein of 1011 amino acids. The record is from RefSeq and is a predicted model, not a curated record. NCBI's taxonomy places the organism in Eukaryota, Fungi, Ascomycota, Eurotiomycetes, Eurotiales, Aspergillaceae. Gene Ontology annotation, molecular function: ATP-dependent chromatin remodeler activity; ATP binding. The transcript is spliced from 2 exons.
AUGGGCGGAGACUGGGAGCUGCAGGAUACGGAUGCCUCUACUGUUGAUCCUUCCGACGACGAUGAUCUCGAGGCGACCUACAUUUCCCGACCCUCUGUGCCAAGUUCCUCUCGGGGCACAGAUCAUGUCGCGAGGAUCGAUCCAGAUACACCUCGUCCCGCGUCUAGAACCCCAAUCAAGCAGCCUUCAUCGCCGGCUGAAGUUGAUAGCACCUUGAUCAACAUCACCGAGUCGGACAGUGGUGAAGACUCAUUCAACGAUGGCGAAGCCACGUAUAAGCAGUUCAAGGAAAGGAAAUCGUUGAAACGGAAACGGAGCGCAGCAAACCUACGAAGGGAGAAGAAACCACGCGUGGCAAACCCAGAGUCCUUCGUUGGUCGAAGGCCCAAACGAGACGAGAAUACUCCACGAUCGAGACCAGUUCUGAGGAAAUUAGAGGAAGAAGCCUACUCUGACGAUGAGCUGAUGGAAUAUACUCUUCCUGAUUACUUACAGAAGCGCCGGGCACAUUUCGAUCGGCGGAUGGAGCAUCUCAAGCAAUCUGGUCUGAAACUGCCACCGGACUUCAACGAGGUGGAAUUCUCCGACGACGAACAACUUGAAUUUCUGAAAGAAAGACCUGCUUUUAGGAAUAUGAAACCUUGUGGAAAGUACGAAGAUAUCACUCUCCCAUACUCCCUCGGUUUAAUCCCAGCCCCGGUUGCGCAGUGGUUGCGCCAGUACCAGGUUGAUGGGGCUGCAUUUCUACAUGAACUCUUUGUCUAUCAAAAAGGAGGCAUUCUCGGGGAUGAUAUGGGCCUGGGAAAGACGGUGCAAGUAAUUGCAUUUCUUACCGCUGCUUAUGGAAAGACAGGGGACGAGAGAGACGCAAAGAGGAUGAGGAAAAUGAGACGAAGUGGGCAAGACCGGUGGUACCCGCGGACCUUGAUCGUGUGCCCGGGGACUCUGAUCCAGAAUUGGAAAUCGGAGUUCAACCGCUGGGGCUGGUGGCAUGUGGAUACAUACCAUGGCGACAACAAAGAGCUUGCCUUGCAAGCGGCGAGGUCCGGUCGCGUGGAAAUCCUGAUAACAACCUAUGGUACGUAUUUGCACAAUAAGGAUGCCGUGAACAUGGUCGACUGGGACUGUGUCGUUGCCGACGAGUGCCACAUCAUCAAGGAACGAAGCUCGGAGACGACUAAGGCCAUGAACAUGAUCAACGCACUUUGCAGAAUUGGAUUGACGGGCACUGCCAUUCAAAACAAGUAUGAGGAAUUGUGGACUCUUCUUAACUGGACCAAUCCUGGCAAGCUUGGCCCUGUCACGACCUGGCGACGAACUAUUUCUGAGCCUCUGAGAAUCGGACAGUCCCACGACGCUACGCUCUAUCAGCUAAGCAAAGCUCGCAAGACGGCCAAGAAACUCGUAGAGAACCUUUUACCUCAGUUCUUCCUCCGACGUAUGAAGACCCUCAUUGCGGAUCAGCUUCCUAAGAAGAGCGAUCGGGUCGUAUUCUGUCCGCUUACCGACACCCAGGCGAGUGCGUACGAGAAUAUCCUAGACAGCGAUAUCAUUCAGUACAUCAAAGCAUCUACCGACAAGUGCGAUUGUGGCUCGGGAAAGAAGGCUGGCUGGUGCUGUCGCAAGUUUCUUCCUUCAGGAGGCCAAUGGCAGAACUAUGUAUUCCCUGCCAUUGCCAUACUCCAGAAACUCAGCAAUCACCUUGCAGCUCUCAUAACGCAAGGGUCAGACUCUUAUGAGAAGCAGGAGAAGGAUAAAGAGAUGCUGGAGAUAGCAGUGCCAGAUCAAUGGGAGCAGCUCUAUCGAACACGGGAUUCCAUUGUGAAUUAUGCGAACCCCGAAUUCUGCGGCAAAUGGAAGGUUCUCCGCAAGCUACUCAAAUGGUGGCAUGCAAAUGGGGACAAAGUUCUAGUCUUCUCACACAGCGUCCGUCUACUCAAAAUGCUUCAGAUGCUGUUUCACUACACCAGCUAUAACGUCAGUUAUCUCGACGGCUCGAUGAGCUAUGAGGAGCGGACUAAAGUCGUUGACGAUUUCAAUUCCGAUCCCAAGCAGUUUGUCUUUCUCAUAUCGACUCGGUCUGGAGGAGUGGGAUUGAACAUCACAUCAGCUAACAAAGUCGUCGUCGUCGAUCCGAACUGGAAUCCCUCCCAUGACCUUCAGGCCCAGGAUCGAGCGUACCGUAUCGGCCAGUCACGGAACGUCGAAGUGUUCCGCCUAAUCUCAGCGGGGACGAUCGAGGAGAUCGUCUACGCCCGCCAGAUCUAUAAGCAACAGCAGGCCAAUAUCGGCUACAACGCCAGCUCCGAGCGAAGAUACUUCAAGGGCGUCCAGGAAAAGAAAGACCAAAAAGGCGAGAUUUUCGGACUCAACAAUCUCUUCGAGUUCCAGAACAACAACAUCGUCCUCAGAGACAUCGUGAACAAAACCAACGUCGCCGAGAGUCGGGCCGGCGUCCAGGUCAUGGACAUCGCCGUGGAUGAAAACGGCACAAGCACCACCAUGCCGGAGAAAACCAAAACCAAAGGCCAAGACGACGAAGUCAUGAGCCAGCUCGCAGCCAUGAUCCGCGGGGACACCGCCGACGCCGACAACGCUGACGACACCGCCUCCAAACCCGCCGCCACAAUGACACCUCAGAAACACGAUCCCAUCCAGGCCAUCCUCGCCGGUGCCGGGGUCGAAUACACACAUCUGAACAACGAAGUCAUCGGCUCCUCAAAGGUCGAAGAGCGCCUCAGCCGCCGCGCGGAACUCGCCGACGAGAAGCUGGGCGACGUGCAGGUCUUUGGAUCCUCGCAGGGUGGGACGGGCCCUCAGCGCGUCGCAGACCGGGACGGCCGGCCGGCCCGGUACAAGUUCCAUCCGCCGCGUAAUGUGAUGAAGCGGCAGUUCUGUAGCAUGGCGAAGCGGUUUGGGUUUGCGAAUGCGACCGAGUUUGCGCUCGUGGUGGAGGGGAUGACGCAGGCGCAGAGACGAGCGUGUCUGGAUCGUUGGUAUACGGAACGACGAGAGAUUCUUGGAAGGGGCACCUGA